Messenger RNA from Opisthorchis viverrini, 3330 nucleotides. RefSeq lists its product as hypothetical. Bases 109 to 2781 code for a protein of 890 amino acids. The record is from RefSeq and is a predicted model, not a curated record. The transcript has 7 exons. Lineage: Eukaryota; Metazoa; Platyhelminthes; Trematoda; Opisthorchiida; Opisthorchiidae. Gene Ontology annotation, molecular function: RNA polymerase II cis-regulatory region sequence-specific DNA binding; nuclear receptor activity; zinc ion binding. Gene Ontology annotation, biological process: negative regulation of transcription by RNA polymerase II; cell differentiation; positive regulation of transcription by RNA polymerase II.
AUAAAUUCGUGCGUUGCAGCUCCUUUGAUUCGCCUUUCCUUGGCUCCUUUCGUGUUAGUCAUUUUGAUGGAUUGUAACAAUAUUUAAGCGCAUUCGUGGUAUAUAGUCAUGGAGCCGGGUUCGACUCACUUCCACACGAUUAAAGUUGAUCAGAUUGCACGGCAGGAAAAGGACAGUGUAUAUGGGUCACAUGCAUGCUUCCCCAUCCAUAUGCGCCAAAAUGCCUCGGGUACAUUGGAUAGUGCCCCUGACUCAUCCACAGCGCACCUUCAGAUAUCAUGUCACACUGGAGACGCCUACGGUACCGGGCAUUAUUUUCAUUCAUCCCCUGAUAUAAUACCAUUCUCAUCUACAUAUCAAUGUUCCGGAAGCGCCUCAGAGUUCUCUAGGAGUGCCAACAAAGAUAGCCUAUUAAGUACUGUCGUCCGUACGCGGAGACGAAAAGCUGGAAUCAGUGACGAAGAGCGAAUCUGCAUAGUUUGUGGUGAACCUGCCUCCGGAUAUAACUUUGAUAGACUGACAUGCGAAAGCUGCAAGGCCUUCUUUCGUCGAAAUGCAUUGAAACCGAAAGAUAAAACUAGUUCUGAUGCUGAGAAGGAUACUUUCUAUCGAGAGCUAUCCGGGCUCAUUCGUCAGGCAAAAAGCACUGACAUUGUGAUCCUCGCAGGCGAUUUGAAUGCUCAAGUAGGUCGUCUGAGCUCCUUCGAAUCACAUUUGGGUGGUCGUUUCGGGGUCGAUGCUCGCCGCACAGACAACGGAGAUCGACUCCUUCAGUUGUGUGCUGAUCACGAACUUUAUCUAGCAAAUACGAGCUUUCAACAUAGAUUGCUGCUGCAAGACUGGGUAGACUGGAACCCUAACCUCAUGCUUGCGGAUGAACCGAUUGAGGUAGUAGACAAAUUUGUUUACCUGGGCAGCUGUAUCAGUCCAGGUGGUCUCGCGAAAGGUGAUGUUUCCAUCCGGAUUGGGAAGGUUAGAGCAGCUUUUGUGAACCUGCGUCACCUGUGGCGUAGGCGUGACAUCAACUUCUCUGUCAAGGGUCGAGUUUACAAUGCUGCGAAACCUGGCCGCUGCGCGCUGAGGACUUCGAAAGACUCAGUGUUUGACCAUCGAUGUCUUCGGAGCAUUGCCCGAGUCUGGUGGGAACAUCGGAUCAGCAAUUCUGAAGUACGUCGAAUGGUAUUAGGGAGAAGUAACUCACCCUCAAUAGAUGAACUGAUCACACUGCAUCGGUUGCGCUGGCUUGGCCACGUGCUGCGUAUGCUAGUCGACCGACUUCCUCGAAGGGCUCUUUUCGCCCAACCACGUGAAGGGUGGAAGAGAGCCAGAGGCGGUCAAACAAUGAUUUGGCAGCGAAGUGUGGAAGCCAUUACCAGCAAACUCAGCUGCGCUACCCCGGAGAAACUCGAGCAACGUGCCAAACCACGAAGGCGGAAACACACGUCAUCCCAAGGGGGCAGUUGCUCUCCUCAGCAUGUGAUCACAACUCCCUCUUCAGGCGGUAGUGGAACUGCCACCAUACAGACCUACCGUCCGACCGGACCCCAUCACCUGCAGGUGUCCUCACUCUCCCACGGAAACAAUGUUGCCCACCGGACAGCGGCCUCCCAUUUCGUUCCGUCCUACUCCGGUUCGCGCCUAGUCGAUUCAGCUAUUACGACCCCCACAGUCCCCUCAUCCCACAUCAAUGCUGACACUCUGGAUCCAUCUAUUCCCAUGGGAUACAACACAAAUCGUACACAUGCUGGCCGGACGUCCAAUUCGAUGAGCAGACAGUCAUUGCGCCCUGUUCCAUCAACUUUCACACCUUACCGACGGUCACAUCUACGGCGCACAAAACUCCGGCGCUUAGGACGACGUCUGAGAAACACAUACUCUAAAGAGAAUAGCUUGUCCACUGAACCUGAAUUUGAGUUGAAUCAUCAGGUACUCAGUUGCCUACAAGACUGUGUGCAGCAAAUACGUGAACCUUUCACUCCUGAUGGUCACUUGGAGACAGGCGUAGCAGUGACUUUGGAACAAGAAUACAAUCGAAUGGAUGCGUGCAUCCGACGCAUCAUUCGCGUUGUCAAACUUUUGCCGUACUUCGCGGAAAUCGGAAAACCGGCACAGCUGAGCCUUUUGCGGGCCAACAUAUACGGUCUCAUCGUGUUGUAUUCGUCCUUCUUCUUCGAGAGUGGUAUCCGAAAGCUGAAUUAUCCUAUUUUACAACGCAACGGACAAGUGACCACUGUUACCGUCUCGAUGCUGGACGAGGUAGUAGCGCCAGAUGCAAGCGAAGAUCUCUCUGAGACCCGCGCAGUUAAAGCUGACCCACUUAGUCCGCUACACAACCCAUCCACGCCUUGUGCACCGGAGCAAAAGCACACAUCCGAGCUGCGCGAGGAAUUCGAACUGUACAAGGCAAAUACCUUGGCUGCUUUCGAUCAUCUCGACCAGCUGAUUGGAACGGAUGAUAUUCUUCGCGUUUGCGUUUUGGCCAUCAAGCUUUUCACGGAUGAUUCCUUCAUAUCUGAAGAUUUGCGCGCUUCUGUGAGUGCGGCGCGGGAAGCUUAUUUACGAUUCCUCUGGGCGUACUUACGAUGGCGCGCCGGUCCCAAACACCUUCGCUCGGCAACCGAGCUUUAUGCACGUCUUCUUAUUGCAUUCAUUGACCUACGGACCUUGGAGAUUCGAAUGACGGAGUUCGCCAAACUUCUCAGUCUGGACAGCCUCAGUCCAUUGAUGCGUGAGGUCUGCAGUCAACGUAACAACAGCAGCAUGUGCUCUGCACGAAUGUGAAACAAGUUCGCUCUUUGUUUAUAACUCCAAGUAUAUUCCUCGCCCUGGGACUCUAGAGUGAGGGAACUGCACGCUGUGAUGCUCUGUCCCACCCAGUAUUGAUGACGCUUCUCUUGUCUUUCGGUGCAGACGAUAGUUUUCUCUUUCUCCGUUUUUCGGUUUACAUACACCUACCUGUUUGCCGAAUUGCAAAAUCAUUCUGUCAACCACACUGGAAACUCUCAGUCAAACCUAAACUUUUAUAUAAGCGAACUGGUUCCUUAUUAUGUUUGGGGUUUUUCUUGCAUUUUCCUACUAACGCUUCGUUUUCAACUCGAUACAGGCAGACAAGGCGUGUGUUUGCGCGACCAAUUAUAUUUACAAACUAACACAUGAUUACGCCGCAGACCUAAGUAGGGCACUGUUUUUGAGACUCUGUGCAAUUUAUUCCCUUCUCCGUCGUGGCGUUAGCGAUGGCGGUAGGUAUUGUAGACACCGUUUUCUUGUGUUGUGAUUUAUGGUUAUCACUUUUCUGGCAGCUGUAGCUAAACAAUACUAAGGUUUGUUGCA